UUUGCAAUGUAACAAUGAAGCAUGCAACAUGGUGGAAGAUUGUUUCACCACUCAAAAGAGAAACAGAAGAUGUGAACAAAACUUGUUAACAAAUAGUCGUUACCAUAGUGAACAAUUAUUAUACAGAUGUAUAAGAUUUCUGUAAGAAACUUAAAAGCUUUUUUUCACAGUUUUAUAUUUUUAAAAGCGCAUCACUUACGUCGUGAAUCUCGUUUACAAAACUAUAAAGGAUGUGGGGGUAUAGAGCACGCUUUGCGAAGGAUGUAGGGGUGGAGAGCACGCUUAGCGUGGAGAGGAAUCUUUGAUCUAAAAUUCUUUUUUUUAUUUCUUGAGAAUGAGCAGAACGCGAGUUAUGAUGAGUUUUCUGACAAUUAGAGGUUAAAAACUGUGGAAAAAUUUUUAAUACUAAAUAACUCCAAAAGUAAAAAACAAUAAGAAAAAAUUAAAAAAGCGUUUUUAGAUCAAUGUCUUGUGACCACAAAAAAGCAUACAGGAAACUUGAAAAAUUAGUAGUAUUGUAAAAGGAGUAGUUUUGUAGGAGAGGGGUCAUUUUCUUUUCGUGUCUAUUAAUAUAUCAAAAUAAAGUUUUGGUUUUGGUUUUAAAAAAUCACACCUAUUUUGUAUACUCACGCCUUAACCUUUUAAAAUUCUUCUUGUAAAAUCAACUUCGAAAAUUUUUAGACAUCUAGGAAAGGUGACUGCUUUUCUAAAAAAUGGCAAAUAGCUAUGUACUAUUAGCUAUGUAGAUUCUUUUUCCGAUUUCACUCGUUUUCUUUCUUCGAACUCGUCAACUGCUGCUUCAAUUUUUUAUUUUUUCAAUUUAAAUUUGAUUUUAAAUUCUAUUUUGGGAGUUAAUAUUUUCGUUUAUAGUCAAAAUUAUUACCUCCAGAGUAAGAUGGUAAUGAAGCAUGAGCUAUUUAAAAGAUACAUUUGAUGCACAAAUCACACUAGCUCGUACUAAAUCACAGUAAGAUUACAUUUCUUAAAAUAUUACCCGUCGUCCGUUUGUUUGUGUGUGAGCUAAAAUGCUAGCGGUGACUGGCGAUUUUUUCUAAAAGAAUGUUAAGAAACUUUUUUGACAAAUCAACUGCUGUUAGUCUCAAUCAUAUUGGCUAUCACGUGACAAAUUGUAUGUGCCCCUGGGGCUAAGUUUACUUCACCGAUUUAUGGUCUCUGCGGAGGAGGAGAUUUUAAAAAAUAUAAAACUUACUAAUAAUAAUCAGAGAAAUACAUAGUAAAACAAAAAUACAUAAUUAUAUAAAUAACAUCCCACACUUUCACGUCUUUUACUGCAACUUUGUGAGUUUAUCCAAACUUCGUUCCCAGACUGUUUUUCUGUAGCUUACUUCUACCUGAUCUGACACACUACUUUGUUGCUUUCACAUAACAUAGAGCAUUGCCAUAUAAUCUAUUAAUUUUAAAAAUAUGUAUUAUCGCAAGGGUGAUGAUAAUCUUUACUUAACCUAUUAAAAUCGGAUUAACUUCGGAAAUUUCGGUAGAACUUUCAUAUGCGUGUCGGUAAAGGAUUAGAAAAUAUUAAACUUUUAAUUUUUUUAACAAACUGGCUUUCAGCAAGUUUCGAUUGCUAAUUGCAGCUGAAAUCAGAGAGGUACUGUUGAUAUAUAAAACCUUUUCCACUUUAACUUUAUUAAAAUAACAAAAGAAAGUGAAGUCGACAUCCAUUUGUUGUUUUAGACAGACAGGAAUAUAUAUAAGAAUUUAUAAUGUAAAAGAAGCUGAUUUAUACAUCCAACAUACAAGAUGACACGUACAAUAAAACAGAUCGAUGAAAAAUGUGGCACAAAAAACAAUAUGACAGCCUUGUCAACCUUUUCAGCCGUCACGUCCAUGACAAUCUCAAUAAUGGCCGUACCGUUGAAUCUGAUUAUCAUAAUUUGCAUAAUGAAAGCAAGGAAAACAAAGUUUAAAAAUUUGUUUUAUAAGUUACUCCUAAAUAUUGCUUUCGCUGAUUUAUUUACUGGCUUUAUAGCGUCACCAGCAUCCGUCAAUUUUCACAUCAAAGAAGCAUUUUUUAAUGAAGACGUCAAUUAUGCCGACGCACUUGUUUUACACUUAUCAGUUUUUAUCACGGACGCCGUAGCAUUAAUUACGAUGACGUUAUUAUGUGUUGAUAGAAUGACAGCGCUUAUAUUUCCUAUUAAAUAUCAUAAAGGGAUAAAAGGGCGUACAGAGAACAUUAUUGUUAUUAUGACGUGGCCGUUGGGCGUAAUAUUCGUUAUUCCGUAUUUUAAGCUGCAUUUUAUUAAAGAGUUAGCCGUGUUUUCUGCAGUCAACGUCACAGUAGCAGUUUCCUCCAUGAUUAUUACGACAGUCGUCUAUAAAACAAGGUUUCAAUUGAAACCAAAAAACAAACCAAAUCAUUCAUCGUCUGUUGUAUCAACAAAUCAAGUUGAACUUUCUGUUGAUUCUGACGUCAAAUCGACUCCGACAGAAAAACGACAUUCAAAAGUCGGAUUUGCGAGCACGAUUGUCGCAAACAAAAAUGAAGGACUUGUUAAUAAUAGUUCUUCAAACGCGGACUUUUCUACCGAGAUGACAGAAGAAAUAACAUCAAAUGAACGUAAGCCAAGAAGUAGCACGGUUCAAUCUGUUUUAUGUUACUUACGUAUACGACCCGACGCUAGAAAAAGUAGUAUUACUGACAACUUAAGUCCUCGCAUGACAAUACAACGUAAAGCUACAAGAACAUUUUUCUAUAUGUUGCUCGUUUUUGUGAUCACGUACUUGCCGACAUGUAUUAUGAUGGCCUACAUGAACUUAUGUGUGACGUGCGAUUGUGGAGUCAUUCACGCUAUGCGAGAUUUAUCGAUCAUAUCGAUACUAUCGAGCUCUGUGUUUCGACCAACGAGUUUUAUUUUAAGCUUAAAACAUUUAAGAGCAUCAGUUUACGAGUUCAUAUGUUCAAGAAAAUAAGAAUUAGAAAAUGUUUGAGAAAAAAGGUAGUUGGAAAAUUGAUAGUUCCAUAGACAGCACCAUGUUUUAGCAUGUUCAGAAAGUUGAAAAACGAUGAAAUAUAUAGCUGUUGACACGGAAGGCAAGGUACAAGAAAUAAAUAUAAGCAAAUAUAACAGAGCAAAUUUAGAAAACAUAUCUAAAGAAAAUCACAUUAUCCUUAUUAUUCCUUAAUGUUCUUUGUGAUUAAUAUAUAUAAAGAAUAAAUAUAGAUAAACUAAUAAA
Hydractinia symbiolongicarpus is the source of this 3198-nucleotide messenger RNA. RefSeq lists its product as uncharacterized. The transcript has a single exon. The record is from RefSeq and is a predicted model, not a curated record. Gene Ontology annotation, cellular component: membrane. Gene Ontology annotation, biological process: G protein-coupled receptor signaling pathway. Bases 1762 to 2934 code for a protein of 390 amino acids. Gene Ontology annotation, molecular function: G protein-coupled receptor activity. Lineage: Eukaryota; Metazoa; Cnidaria; Hydrozoa; Anthoathecata; Hydractiniidae.